GCCUGAUGCCACUCGGCCUGAUGCCUGCCAGUUGACUCGAUGCCCGCUGUUGAUCCAGAUGAUCCGGUACCUGAUCCGGUGGCCCGCUGUCGUGCCAAUUGACUCAGAGCCCGCUGUCGUACCUGGUGACUCGGUGCCCACUGCCUUGCCAGAUGACGCGGUGCCCGCUGGCGAGCCAAAUGACCUGAUGCCUGGUGACCCAGUGCCCGCUGUCAUACCUGGUGACCCGAUGCCCGCUGUCGAGCCAGACGAUCCAAUGCCUGGUGACCCGGUGCCCACUGCCUUGCCAGAUGACGCGGUGCCCGCUGGCAAGCCAAAUGACCUGAUGCCUGGUGACCCAGUGCCCGCUGUCAUACCUGGUGACCCGAUGUGCCUCUGCCCGGUGUGCCUCUGCCCGGAGUCCAGCCCGAUGUGGCCUCUGCCCGGAGUC
Messenger RNA from Staurois parvus, 430 nucleotides. NCBI's taxonomy places the organism in Eukaryota, Metazoa, Chordata, Amphibia, Anura, Ranidae. The record is from the annotation of a GenBank genome assembly.